AUGGACCAUCCGUCAGAUAUUACUAUCGAUGCACCCACCCAGCCAGAGUCACCAUAUCUAGAUGUCAUCCUAGAGUUUGCACAACUGCUAAGGGAAAAGAGGCAAGAAAAAGCAAAAGAGAAGCAGGCGGACGCCGGAUCGAAAAGCUAUGAGCGUCACAUACAGUUAACCAAAAGAAAUCGAGAGGCUGUGGAGCAGCAAAUCGAGGAACUUGAGGCAAGGCGGAGGCAGCUGAUUGGACAAGAAAACCACUGCGCUUUAAAGAGGCAUGAACUAUGGGAGGAGCGAAAAAAAGCCAGAAAGGCCCAAGAUGAGAUUUCCAAGCAGGUGCAGAAACUACAGGGCAAAUUCGAGCUUGACGAAUGUGAGGAAGCCAAAACACUGUUUCGAGAAGCCGUAGAGGAUGGUGAUGCGGCAGUGGUGAAGCUUCUGGUUGCUGCGACUACGAACGAUGAUGAAUGGAUACAGUUGAUUACAGUGUCAAGCAGAGGAGAUCUCAACGCGGCUCAGCAACUUCUCUUCGCCGGAGUGGAAGCCGAUUGCAGGGAUAUCAGAUUUGGUCGGACUGCGCUUAGUUGGGCGUGUGCCGGUGGCCACAAAGCUAUCGUACAGCUUCUUCUCGACGCUGACGUAGAUGUCAACUCACAAGACAACGACGGUUGGACAUCAAUGCAAUGGGCCUCUGAGAGAGGGCAUGAAGACUUGGUCCGUCUUAUGCUUGAUAAAGGAGCCAAGAUUGGCUUUCGAAAGACACUUUUUGGUCAUGGUGGUGCCAUCACGACAUUGGCCUUCUCCCCUAACUCAGAGCUUCUAGCGUCAGCGUCACGAGAAGAUACCAUCAGGAUCUGGGAUACUGCAACAGGUCAAUGCCAAGAAAUUCUACAGAGCGGCAAACAAACUCCACUGGCCGAUCAAAAAAUGGGCGAGGGCGACUGGACCUGCUCAAUUGUCUUUACACAUGACUCAAAGCUAUUGGUGUCGGGAUCAGCAGAAGGCCUUAUCAGGAUCUGGGACAUUACAACGGGAUACUGUCAACGAAUAUUGCAGGGCCAUACAUGGAUCGUCCAGUCAUUAGCCUUAUCUCAUGACUCAACGCUGAUAGCCUCAGGUUCAAACGACAAAACCAUUAAGAUCUGGAACUGCGCAACCGGCACAUGCCAGCGAACCAUGCGGGGCCAUGAUGACUGUGUUUUCAAGGUGGCCUUUUCCCAUGACUCGAAGCUUAUAGCAUCAGGCGCAGGAGACGGACAUGUCAAGAUCUGGAAUAGUGCAACGGGCGAGUGCCUGCAGACGCUGAGGGGCGGGAGGGAACAGGAGGUAUUCACACUGGCCUUCUCGCACGACUCAAAACGCAUAGCAUCAGGGCUAAACCAUAAUCUUAUUAAGAUAUGGGAUAUUACAACGGGCAAAUGUCAACUGAAAAUGAGAUACCGUGAUGAUAACGUCAAUCUUGUGGCCUUUUCGCCUGAUUCGAAGGUUGUGGUGUCAACGUCAAGCGAGAAUACUAUCUACGUCUGGGAUAGUUCAACAGGCAAAUGCUUGAGGAAACUGCAAGGCCCUGCCGACUGCAACACCAUAGCCUUCUCGCGAGAUUUCAAGUUGAUAGCGUCGCCGUCGAUUGGUAAAGGGAUAAAAGGGGUCCGAACUGUUAAGCUAUGGGAUAAUUUUGUGCUGAGCUGUGUUGUUUGCCCAUCAGCUCUACAAGCUGCUGGAGACGCCGGAAGAAGGAAACUUGUUGAAAGAAACAAGUAA
Molecule: messenger RNA, 1752 nt
Organism: Trichoderma virens Gv29-8
Lineage: Eukaryota; Fungi; Ascomycota; Sordariomycetes; Hypocreales; Hypocreaceae
Exons: 1
Coding region: 1-1752 (583 amino acids)
Molecular function (GO): protein binding
Source: RefSeq, a predicted model, not a curated record